AAUAAAUAUUGAGAGGCGUAAUGUCUACCCAUCAUUUAUUCUGAGUGGACCGUAAGCAUAUCAUCUCGAUAUUACCUAUUGCCUCUACAGUAUACACGCAUAUCGGUAUUAAAAGAUGGCUACGAACAAAGUAACCGUAGAAGGAACACCUUCUCAGCCGUCGCUAGCGAAACAUGAUUGUGCUGUGUUAGAUCUCGCCUUCGCUAUGGACUGUACGGGAAGUAUGGGGCAGUAUAUUGACACAGCUCGCACCAACAUUCGUGCAAUUGUGGAACAAAUUGUGUCAAGUGAAAAAAGUGACGUACAUUUGGCCUUGGUGGAAUACCGCGACCACCCCCCUCAGGAUCCUUCGUUUGUGACACGCCCACAUGACUUUACUGCCUCCGUGUCCACCAUGAAGUCAUGGUUGGAUGGCUGUAGUGCACAGGGUGGAGGGGAUAGUCCGGAGGCUGUGGCCGACGCUCUUCACGAUAUGCUUAAACUUUCCUGGAGAGAGAACGCUACUAAAAUCUGUGUGCUGGUAUCCGAUGCCCCACCCCACGGUCUAGCUCCCCAUGGGGACGGGUUCCCUAAUGGUUGUCCAGCAGGACUGGAUCCCAUGGACAUUGUAAGGCAACUUGCAGCGAAGGGAAUAACAUUAUAUUCUGUUGGGUGUGAACCAGAUAUCAAUCCCUACAAAGAAUUCUUCACUGCCAUCGCCUACCUAACAGGAGGCCAGUAUAUACCACUGAGGGGUGCUAAGGCCCUCACACAGGUUAUCAUAGGAGGGGCACAGGAAGAAAUAUCACUGGAACGAUGGAUGGCUGAAGUGGACGAAGAGGUACAAAGGGAAAUAUCAAUGGGGAACCAAAUAAAUGACGAUGAAAUGACUCGUAGAGUACAGGCUAAGAUGGACAGUAAAGGCAUAAGGGGCAAGAAACUACAGAGAAAUAAUUUCGAUUUAGAAGCCGCUUCUGCAAGCUCUAAAAAGUUGGCAGAAUUUACCAACAUGGAAGAUGUCAGAUCAAACUUCAGUGCUUCGGCGAUGGCUCCUAGCAUGGGAAGCGGUAUGGCUUCGGCGAUGGCUCCUAGCAUGGGAAGCGGUAUGGCUUCGGCGAUGGCUCCUAGCAUGGGAAGCGGUAUGGCUUCGGCGAUGGCUCCUAGCAUGGGAAGCGGCAUGGCACGUCCAAGAGGUAGUGCCCGUGCUCGUUUUGCUGCAGUCCCUUCUAGUGCUCCAAUGAUGUCAAUGGGAGCAAGCGGAAUGGCUACUCCUCCAGGGAUGGCUACUGGUGAGGCGGAUACCUGGGAUACAGUGGAGAGCAAUAUUUCUUACGGACAGGCGGCUAGAAUGGUACAGAAGUCAAAGUCCAGAAACAACUAUAAGUGAUAGCUGGGUUUGUAACUUUAGACUCUGUACCUUAUUAAGCGAGUUAUUGAUAAAAAUGAGAUUAUUAAAUUAGUUAUUAAUAAAAAUGUGAUUCCAGCUGAUUUAAACGUUGAAAUACUGCUAUUUUGUAUAAAGAAAUAGAAUAUAAAAUAUAUAGGAUUAUUUAUAUGAUAAGGUAAAAACUUCAGUUUUUGUUAAACAGUGACUUGUGAUUAUUGGUACGCUACAUAGCAAUACACACUAGAAUCAUAUUUAUGAAUGUUUAUGUUACGGAAAUGUCGUGCAAUAUGUGAUAAAUGGACACUGGUGUUUACAACACCACCGUUACAUUGUGUAUCCAGAAUGGACCAAUAGAAUCGGUUAUUGUUUAUUGACAAUUUUACACAUUUUAUAUAUCUUAUUUAAAUGAUUGAUUUUUUUUUUAUAUUUAUUCAUAGCUGUCAUUUCUAACAGGCGUUGUUAGAUGUAUGUAUAACAUCAUUAAGGAUGUUUUCCUACUGAAUUUAUUUUCUUUUUAUUGUCAUUUGUUACUUCAAUGUUUUAUAUUUAAUUGUAUAUUGUGUUGUAUUUUUAAAUUGUACAUAGAUGUUGAUUUUAUUACCACAUUGUUAUGUAUUUAAUUGUACAUAGAUUGUAUUGCCAUGUUGUUUUGUAUCAUUGUUUUAUAUUAACAAUUGUUUUUGUUCAGUUAACAUGGAUAUAUUAAAAGAUAUAUUUUAAAA
This is a messenger RNA of Pecten maximus, 2088 nucleotides long. RefSeq lists its product as uncharacterized. The record is from RefSeq and is a predicted model, not a curated record. Gene Ontology annotation, molecular function: protein serine/threonine kinase activity. Gene Ontology annotation, biological process: peptidyl-threonine phosphorylation. NCBI's taxonomy places the organism in Eukaryota, Metazoa, Mollusca, Bivalvia, Pectinida, Pectinidae. Gene Ontology annotation, cellular component: cytoplasm.